Messenger RNA from Talaromyces proteolyticus, 2666 nucleotides. Its product is annotated as pre-mRNA splicing factor component-domain-containing protein. Gene Ontology annotation, biological process: mRNA splicing, via spliceosome. Gene Ontology annotation, cellular component: Prp19 complex; spliceosomal complex. The transcript is spliced from 4 exons. NCBI's taxonomy places the organism in Eukaryota, Fungi, Ascomycota, Eurotiomycetes, Eurotiales, Trichocomaceae. Bases 138 to 2498 code for a protein of 786 amino acids. The record is from RefSeq and is a predicted model, not a curated record.
AUCACAUUCAGCCACCCGUUACUUGACAGGCUGAUUAUCGCCACAACGCUUCAUAUUUCAGGCCUUGUCGAUUUUGGAGUCACUCUAUAACCAGUUGAUUUAUCAGGAGGAAGCGGCCUAUUUGCUGAGUCGGUGCCAUGCCCGUCGUCAAAGGAGGCGUUUGGACCAAUAUCGAGGAUGAAGUACUUCGUGCAGCAGUAUCGAAGUAUGGACUUAACCAGUGGGCCCGUGUCUCGUCGCUUCUUGCGCGCAAGACUCCGAAACAGUGCAAAGCGCGAUGGGUAGAAUGGCUAGAUCCGGGUAUUCGCAAGAUCGAGUGGUCGCGAGAGGAGGAUGAAAAAUUGCUGCAUCUUGCCAAGUUAAUGCCAACGCAAUGGCGCACGAUCGCACCAAUUGUUGGGAGAACCGCAACGCAAUGCUUGGAACGAUACCAAAAACUGCUGGAUGAAGCCGAAGCUCGUGAAAAUGAUGAACUGGGACUGGGUGGUCCUGGAGGUGAGGCGCAGGCGCCUAGUGCAGACGAUGUUAGGCGAUUAAGACCAGGUGAACUUGACCCGGACCCGGAGUCUAAACCUGCUCGCCCCGAUACCAUAGAUCUGGAUGAAGAUGAAAAGGAAAUGCUCAGUGAAGCUCGUGCGCGUUUGGCGAAUACUCAGGGUAAAAAGGCUAAGAGAAAGGCUCGAGAACGACAACUAGAAGAGUCCCGCAGACUUGCCGUGCUACAAAAGCGUCGAGAACUCAAAAAUGCUGGGAUUAACAUUAAGGUUGUCACCACCAAGAAGGGUCAGAUGGAUUACAAUGCCGAUAUUCCCUUCGAGAAAGCACCAGCACCCGGCUUCUACGAUACCAUUGAAGAGCAGUCUAGAAAUGAGAGACAGCGUGAGAUGUUCGAUCCUCGGAAGCAACAACUUGCAAACAAGCGCAAAGGCGAUCAGGAUGAAGAAACAGAGCGCAAGAAACAGAAAGGCGACAAGGGACAGUCUACAUCCGCAGCAGCGGCCAAGGCUGGUCGAAUGCAGAAGAUCCGAGAAGCUGAGCAGUUGAGCAAACGCCGCGCUCUUAAUCUCCCGGCACCUCAAGUUAGCGAGAAUGAGCUUGAUGAUAUUAUCAAGAUGGGUUUGGCAGGGGAUAAAGCCACGAAGAUUGCAGGUGACGAAGAUGGCCCCCGAGGAUUAAUUGGAAAUUACUCUGCUAUGGUUGGAGGCACACCCAUCCGUACACCAAGGGCCCCUCCACAAGAAGACCACAUUGCCAACGAAAUCCGCAAUAUUAGAGCAUUGACAGAAACACAAUCGUCCCUUUUGGGUGGUGAGAACACACCGCUCCAUGAAGGCGGAAGCUCCACUGGUUUCGAUGGAAUCGCGCCUCGCCGACAGGAGAUUGUAACGCCGAACCCUAUGGCAACGCCAUUCCGCCAGGGAGCAAAUGGGAUUGGUGCCACGCCUAUGCGAGGCGGUGUUGGUCCUGGAGCAACUCCCUUGCGAACACCAAGAGAUAAUUUCUCUCUCAAUAAUGAAGUUGAUGGAGGGCAAAUUAUCGGCAGCACUCCACGCGAAGUUAAAAUGCGCGAAAAUUUCAUACGGCAACAGCUUCGCGGAAAACUUGCCUCGCUUCCAAAACCAAAAGAGACCGAAUGGGAACUUGAGGAACUUCCAUCAGAAACCCAGGAGCCAACGGAAGGUGGUUAUGCGCCGGAGGAAGACGCUGAAGAGCGUGAUCGCCGGGAGGAGUUGAUUCGCAAGAAACAAGCUGAAGCCGAGUUUAAACGUCAAACGCAGGUCUAUCAGCGAUCCUUGCCACGGCCUAGUGUCCUUGACAUUAGUGCGCUUCUGGAGCGAGCCUCACAUAUCACGGACCCUAUCGAAGGCCUGAUUGCGCGAGAAGCUGCUGUUCUCAUUGCUCAUGACGCUAGAAAGCAUCCCUCAGCAGGCGCUAAGAUUCAAGGCAAGGCACCGAAAUUCGAAAAAAUUGACGACAAAUGGCUUGAAUCCGCACGCCAGGAAAUUUUAAACGAGGUUGCUUCCGAAGAGCUCAAGUCACAGUGGCAGACCGAUUUCGAUGCGUCUUGGACCUCGGCGCAUGAGUCCUCCCUUCCUGGUCUUAAUAUUUACGACGAGGAGAGCGACGUUUUCAAACAAGAGCAAACUAUGAUUAGCGCAUUUGACAACGUCCAGAACUCACUCAUGGCCACCGCAGAACAAGGCAAUAAACUGGAAAAGAAGCUUGCAUUACAUUUUGGCGGAUAUCAAGCCCGCGCGAAGACGCUUCGAGGCAAGAUUGUAGAAGCAGCAUCAGCUCUUGAGAAGGCCAAUUUCGAUCUCGAUACCUUCCGCACACUGCAAAUCGGCGAGGAAGCAGCCCUGCGCGAUAGACUCGAGAGUUUGCGUGAUGAAGUCUCUUUGGUCACCCGCAGGGAGCGCGAAGCUCAGGAGUUAUACAAAGCUCGGAAGGAGGAACUCGAAGAGCUUGCUGCAGGCGCGGUGAACGGUUGGCACUAAGGCUUUGAUCAUCGCUUUAUAUUAUUAAAAUUUACUCUUUUGGCCUAUGUUUGUACAGUAUCUAAUUCUCUCUAGACUGCAUCCGGGAGCCCAGCUGCAAAUUAAGGAAGCUUAGUAGAUUCGACGAUUUUGUCGUCUUUCGAGCAAAUUAUUAAUCAAUUGAAUUUG